CACUGCGUCAGGUCUACCGCUAAUUGAGACGAAGAAGAAGACCGGGAUGGCGGCUUGUGUGGAGGAAUGAAGCGGCUGACCGCUGACUGCCUCUCCGGUGAACCCGCCCUCUCUGCGGCCUCAGGUGUUUCACAGAGCGGAGUCGCCACUGUGACUGAGCUAUGAGGAGUGGUGUGCCGUUGCCUCCAGGCGUCCUGGCUUUUGGACAAUGCUGUGUUUGUCCACUGGGCGGCGCCUCCUGAGCCGAGCGCACCGCCCCCCCCGCCCCGCCCCCCUGUCAGUCAACAUGUAUGCCACCCGCCUCUACAGCACUGCGGGAGGAGGAGGCGGAGGAGGAGGUGGGGUUAAACAGGGCCGAAGGGCGGGAGUUGCAAUGCUCGAGGCCCCCAACCCCCCCCACCCUCACCUCCCCCCUCCCUACCCGCUGUACCAGGGUCGCCUUGACGCCCCCCGAGGAGCGCACUUUCACUACCACGGCCACCUGGCUCCGCCUCUGCUGCCCCCCCACUAUCAGCACCCGGCCCACUUCCACACGUAUGGCGGCGCGGCGCCGGCUGGUGGCAACAAGAAGAAGACGUGGAACUUCAUCCACGAGAAGAUGAGCUACGACACGUUCUUCACCAUGAAGAGGCUCAUCGAGCGCUCGCGCCGCCCCGACGAGGUGCUCCGCUGGGUCGCCCAGAACCCGGCCAAGAUCUCCCACAACCACUACCCCGUUGCCUUGCAGAAAAUCGGGCAGCUGCUACAGGCCGCGCCCCCGGCGCCGGGCGGCGGGGGCGCGGCCCCUGACCCCGAGGCCCCGGAGGGAGGCGACGGGCGUGAGAUCCUGGAGCACCAGGACUUCCACUCGCUCUGCAACGCCAUCGUCAACGACUGCCCCAAGUUCGACAACUUCAGCAUCGUCAACUGCCUGUACGCUGUGGCCGCGCUCGGUCUAUCCAGUGACUCUCAGGUGGUCCAGGUUUUGGAGGCGGAGUCUCAGUCCCGACUGAACCAGUUCAACCAGAAGGACGUGUCCAUGGUGUUCAGCUCCAGCAUGAAGCUGCACAUGGGCAGCCAGCACCCUCUGACGGAGGCCUGCCUGGCCGGCCUGGAGAAGAACCUGGAGAGAGAGAGACACCCGCAGACGCUCUUCCUGCUGCUCUCGUACUACCGACUCAAGUGGCGCCUGCUGCAGCCGCAGGAGCCCACCGACCCUCCCAACUCUGAGCAGCUGCUGGCCAACAGGAAGAUCCUUCGUCUGGUCAAACACACGCUGGCGAGCGUCAGUGGCGUCCGCGACCAGGAGAUGGCGCUGUUGGACGAGAUGUUGGCGGCGUGUGUUCGGGAGGCGAGCAACAAGAGUCUGGAGCUGAUCUUCAGCUCCCACCUGUUCUACCAGAACCGGCAGGAGAGGUUCAUCAGCAGCCUGGCAGAGGAGCUUCCUAAGAAGGUGGAGAGCAUCACGCCGUACACCAUGGCUCUGAUUGCUAAAUACGUCGCUCGCCAUCGCCUGAGAGAGACCCGGCUGCUGGACACCAUCGCAGACUUUGUGGUGAAGAAGGCCGAGUACCUGGACAGUAAGGUGAUUCAGAAGCUGGUGUUCCCGUUCAGCAGGAUGAGCUACCGCCCCUCCAACCAGCAGCAGUUCUUCUCCCGCUUGGAGGAGGUGGUGGAGCUGAAGGCCCUCAGCUCGCCGCUCGCCACCGUCAACAUCCUCAUGUCUCUGUUCCAGCUGGGACACUUCCCCGGCCCGGUGCUGCACUGCGUCUUCUCCUCCGCCUUCAUCAGCAACGUCACCAACAGUCCGUACGCAGUCAUCGUCCGCCGCUACCUGUCCCUGCUGGACGCCGCCGUGGAGCUGGAGUACCGAGAGUACUCGGGGCCGCGGCUCCACGAGGCCCACAAGGUGCUGAUGUUUGACCACGCCCUGACCGCCGACGAGGUCAACCGCAAAUACAGUUACAAAGGUCUGGUGGCUGAAGCUCUGCGGCAGCUGGUCGGAGAACAGAACUACAAACAGGAUGAAGUAUUGGCACCAGGUUACAAUACAGACUUCCUGCUGUGGAUGGAUUCCUCUGGUCGGGUUCUACCAAUCAGAACCGGCAUCCCUCCCGAGUCCAAGACAGCUGACGAUGCGGUUACCGUGGUGACGGCAGAGUUCCAGAAGUUGUCCCCGUUUGUGGUGCAGCAGGAGGGUGCCGAUCAGCUGUGUCCGGUGGGCGGGGCCCCAGAACCCACCGUGGCCCGGGGGAGGCCCGGCACGGGUGGAGGCCCGUAUGAACCUUACUACGUCCCUGCAGCAGACUUCUACUCCAGCUUGGCCAAGGAGCACUCUCUGGAGAGCCAGGACAGCUCCACCCUCAGUAGCCCCCCCUCCGACGGUCCCCCUGGGGGGGCCCAGGGUCCGGCCGAGGCCACGGCCCCCGACUCCCUCUUCCAGUUCUCCAUCGGGAAGAUCCUGGAGGAUGAGGCGGGCCGCGCAGGGGACCUGGCAGGCUUCUAUGAGGGUAGUCUAUAUCCUGAGGGCCAGGGGGCCGACGGAGGGCCCCCGCCCCUCCGACCCGCCACCGACGCCCCCCCAAUGGACCAGAGACACAUCCGGAGGGUCAUCAUGUCCGUCAACGACAAGUGGCACUACUGCCACAACUCUGAGGUUCUGGUGGGCUCGCGGGCCAUGAGGGACCGGCACCUAAGGCUGCUGGGAUACGUCAUCCUCCAGCUGCCGUACCCGGAGCUGGAGAAGCUGAACGGCAUCGAGGAGGUGAAGCAGUACCUGCACCAGAAGCUGCUAGAUGUCCCACUAUGACGUGUGUGUGUGUGUGUGAGUGAGAGAGAGAGUGUGUGUGUGAGUGAGAGAUAUAUGGAUGUGAGGAAGCAGUGAUCCACCAUGAAGCUUCUUAAAGAGACUUUUCUCUUCUGAUGAAAGUUUUUUCCUUCGUCGCCUUUUGUCUGAAGAAUCGUUUGUGGAAGAAGUAAAGUCACGUUAAAUGAGACACGCAGUUAGAGAGGUGACGACAUAUCGGGGUGCGUAUAAAACCUUAGUUUUUUGGGGGGGGGUGUUUGGUAACCACGGUGAAGAUGCAUGUGUGGGACGGUUUUUGGUGUUAUCACUGUUUUAUAAAUCCAGAGAGAAGGGAAUGAUGGGUACUGGGGCCAGAUGGUUACCGUGGUAACCAGGGGGGAUUGUGUAAGGCUGAAUGUUUGUGCUAGUGAUGAAUGUCUGGGUCAAAGGUUAGAUUAUUUAUUGGUUUUUGAGAGGAAAGAAGCUUGUUUAUAUUCUAUAAAUCUAUUCAUUCAAACAUCUAUAAAAACCUGAAACCGU
Molecule: messenger RNA, 3304 nt
Organism: Pungitius pungitius (ninespine stickleback)
Lineage: Eukaryota; Metazoa; Chordata; Actinopteri; Perciformes; Gasterosteidae
Gene: fastk
Product: Fas-activated serine/threonine kinase
Exons: 11
Coding region: 209-2788 (859 amino acids)
Biological process (GO): regulation of mitochondrial mRNA stability; mitochondrial RNA processing
Cellular component (GO): ribonucleoprotein granule; mitochondrial matrix
Molecular function (GO): RNA binding
Source: RefSeq, a predicted model, not a curated record